GUGCAUAAUAAUUGAAAAUCAAGUUAUCUAAAACUCUUGUUUAAAUACUCUGCCAAUAAAGGUGUAUAUAUAGGAAUAGUAAGUAGCACAAUCAACACUGCCAGAAAUAACAAUGGAAAUAGCUCUGCUUCCUUGUGCAUUCCUUGCAUUUGUUUUGUUACUCUUUUGCUUGAUAAUGUAUGCGGUUUAUGAUUUGUUCCUGAAAGCUAAAAUCCUUCGAGCCAAGCUUCAAAAGCAAGGAAUUGAUGGUCCUAAGCCCAGUUUUGUUUUAGGAAACAUUCCUGAUAUACAAAAGAUCAGGUCUAAGGUAUUGGAAGCAGAUGCUUCGACUUACAAUGUGAAUGAGCCCCUGUCACUUGACUGCCGGUCUAUACUUCUUCCACACAUCAGUCAAUGGACCAAGCAAUUUGGAAAAACAUUCACUUUUGCUCUGGGAAAGGUACAGAUUUUGUAUAUAGGAGAUGGUGAAUUGGUGAGGGAGAUGAGUCAGUGCAAGUCAUUAGACUUGGGGAAGCCAUCUUACUUGCAGAAGGACCGGGGGCCUCUAUUAGGCAAAGGUAUUCUCACGACAAGUAAGGAGGUUUGGGAUCACCAGAGAAAAUCCAUUGCUCCUACACUUUACAUGGACAAAGUUAAGAACAUGUAUUCUAUAGUGCUUGAAUCUGGGAACACACUUGUCAAAUCAUGGGAGAAACUGAUUGAAACUGAGGGCGGAAUUGCAGAUAUAAGAGUGGAUGAUUAUGUCAAGAAAUUUACGUCAACUAUAUUCUCCAAUGUCAUGUUUGGCAGAUAUGAUGCUGCAACAAAGGACUUGUUUUCCAAGUGUAGGGAUCUUAUGGAAGCUUCUGGAUCACCAACAGUACUGGAUGGCCGUCCUUUCUAUAGAUUUUUUCCAACCAAGAAAAAUAAAGAUCAAUGGAGAAUUGAGAAGGAGAUAUACAGGAGUAUCCUAGAUUUAACAAAGAAUUGUGAUGUCAGUGAGAGCAAAAACAUGAUACACACUCUUGUGGAAGCUUCAAAGUAUGGUGAGCUUGGGUCAUCCACGCCUCAACAAUUUAUAGUUGAUAAUUGCAAGGAGCUCUGCAUCGUAGCAAUGGAUGUUCCUGGAAUCACUGGAAUUUGGGGUCUAAUGUUACUGGCAUUGCAUCCUGAAUGGCAAGCUCGUGCACGUGCUGAGGUUUUGAAAGUUUGUGGAGGCCAGAUUCCAGAUUCCGAAAAGCUUGGCAAGAUGAGAGUACUGAAGAUGAUAAUUCAGGAGAUCUUGAGACUUUAUCCUGGAGUAGGAUUUACAGUCCGGGAGGCCCUGGCGGAUGUACAAAUUGGAAGCAAGGUGCGUGUUCCAAAAGGUGUCAACACAUGGAUAUGGCCAAUAGCUAUGCACCGAGACCCUCAGCUUUGGGGACCAGAUGCUCUCAAGUUUAAUCCUGAAAGAUUUUGUAAUGGUGUCUCGGGAGCCUGCAAAAUCCCACAGGCUUAUAUACCAUUCGGCCUUGGCCCACGCACAUGUCCUGGGAAGAACCUGGGCAUGAUGGAGCUCACAGUUAUGUUUUCCAUGGUCUUGGCAAAUUUCUCUUUCUCGCUCUCGCCAAAUUAUUAUCAUGUUCCCAACUUUAAUGUACUUCUAGAGCCUAAGUAUGGAGUCAAACUCAUCUUUCAAAAGUUGUAAUUUUGUAAGGAAGCAGUCCAACCCAUGUGUGCUACAACUAUAUACAUAGCCUAUUUCAGAAGUGAUCGAGAAGUAUCUAUGUAACUUCUUUGUAUGGCAUAGUCCAAAUAUACAAGUUAGAUCUACUGAAUGUUAAAAAUGAAGUGGCCUAAGUCAGUCAUUCUAGUUAGUGUUACUGUUCUAAUGGGAUCAAUCAGUAGUUCAGUACUACGAGUGGUCUUGAU
This is a messenger RNA of Daucus carota subsp. sativus, 1890 nucleotides long. Its product is annotated as cytochrome P450 714C2-like. The record is from RefSeq and is a predicted model, not a curated record. Gene Ontology annotation, molecular function: heme binding; oxidoreductase activity, acting on paired donors, with incorporation or reduction of molecular oxygen; iron ion binding. The transcript is spliced from 5 exons. The coding region runs from base 113 to 1666 and encodes 517 amino acids. NCBI's taxonomy places the organism in Eukaryota, Viridiplantae, Streptophyta, Magnoliopsida, Apiales, Apiaceae.